GCUGCUGCCUGGACCUGUAGGAACUAGCUGGCGCAGCAGUCCACAGCGUUGACUCAACGUUGCAUCUGCGAGGCUGAGACAGCGGCAUCUCUGCUCUGCUGCUGCGAGACAGAUGAGAUGACAUAGCGACUGGACGAGCUAGCGCCACCUCGACACCUGGAUCAGAUCGUGUCUCUGUUUUCCCGUCGUUUUCCCCCGUGAUUUAAUUAGCUAUUUGCUUGAGCUUGCUUAGACCGCAGGCCAGUCACCAAUGCUCCCAGUGAGCUGCCCUCACAUAGAUGUCAAUCUAAGUUGCUGCAAGCUAGCGUUAGCUCGCUGCUGCUACCCUUCAGACAUCGAAGUGGCCACAUAAACAUGCGGAUCAUCGAGGCGGAGACCCCUGGGACAUCUCUAACGUUAAACGCUCUCUGCAGGACACGAGUCUCGACUAGCCGCUGACUGGACUCUGCAGAGCCUUUGUAAAAGGGGAAAGAGCGACGGAUCUCAAGGACCAGAUUGCCCGCGUGAACUUUUUGCCUCUCAGACAGAUCGCCAGGGACCAUGCUGACCAUUCUAGCUGCUGGGUCUGUGUUCUUUCCAGGCCUUUUUCUGCUGUCCAAACAAUGCUUGAAGUCAAUCCCAGCACUGAGGUGGAGCGAAGGAGAUGCAGUCAUUGUGUCUGCCAGGUUGGUUUCAUCAGUUCAGGCAGUCAUGGCCUCUUCAGCUGGCUACAUCAUUGCUUCUUCCUGCGAGGACAUCAUCGAGGACCAGCACUGGCUGACUAGCACUUACAUUAUGUUUGCUGUUCCCUACUUCGUGUACGACAUCUACGCAAUGUUCAUGUGCUACUGGUACAAGCUGCGGGUCAAAGGGCACGAGGAGGCGUCGGCAGCGCCCCAGCACAUGAGCACAGCACUGACCAGCUACCUGCGUCGCGAGUUCCUCAUGGUGCUGCACCACGUUGUCAUGGUCACCGUCUGCUUCCCCGUCUCUGUGUUUUGGCGACAAGGAAAGGGAGAUUAUUUCCAGGGUAUAAUGUUCAUGGCUGAGCUCAGCACUCCAUCCGUCUGCUUAGGAAAAAUACUCAUCCAGUACAAACAGCAACACACUCUCCUGCACAAAGUGAAUGGGGCUCUUAUGCUGAUCACUUUUUUCAUCUGUCGAGUCCUCCUCUUCCCUUACCUCUACUACGUCUAUGGAAGGUACGCGUCCAUUCCCUUCCACAUGGUCCCCCUGUCGGUGCCCUGGCACUGUAACCUUGGUGCUGCUCUGCUCAUGGCCCCCCAGCUCUACUGGUUCUCCCUCAUUUGCAGGGGCGCCCUACGACUAUUCACAGGCACCUCACGCUCUCAGAGACCACGUCCGACCACAGGCGCAGCCAAGGAGAGGCAGACGGAUGGUAACACACUGCCCCAGCCUGCCAACGGCUACAGCACGCGCUCCUCAGAGCCUGAGCUCACCACUCACUGAGAAGAGUGGAGGGGGGGGGGGCGGGAUGGGACGGGGAGGGAAGGAAGGCGAAUGUACCAAUGAGUAUGUAAAGGAAAGAAAGCUGUGAGGGGGAAAAAAGUGAGACUUGAAACUAGUAGCAAUACGAAGAAAGCUACAGACAAUGGCCUCAAAUCGUGCUGAAGUGUUCGCGGCCAGCAGUCAAAAAAGAUUUGGUUGCUGGCCUCCAUCUACUUCAGUGUCCAAGUUUGUAGGAACCAAGCGGAGGGUUAGUGCACUCAGUAUUUAAAGAUGUCAUCGGGCACUGUGACAGAUAGGAAAAUGCACUGACCUGAGAGGAAUUUGCCUGGAUGUAUAGCGAGCUUAGGUGGCUAUUUCCCUCAUGUAGAUCAAAUUCAGUCCUCUCUGCCUCACGGUAUAGGAAGAGCAGGAGAAUAGGAAUGUAUUAUAUUGUAUGUUAGUACAUUUGCUGUAGAUGGAAGGCCUCAUUCAGUUUAGUAAUGAAGAAGACCUUCAAAAAAGAAAAAAAAAUCCCGGCUAAGCAGUAUUUUGACUUGUUAGUGUUCAAUAUCUGUAUCCUCUAUGUAGUCACUGUCACUCUAACAAAAUGUAACCAACCUGCAGACUGACUCAUCUUUAGAAGGGAGAUAAUCUCGUAAGACUGUAUUCUGCUGCCUUAUCCCUUUCCCCCCCCCAUUCUUUGCAGUUUCUUUCGGUUUUUAAUUUAUUUUUAUCCUCGGAGGGGAAGGAAGAGGAACAACGUGACGGGUGUACAUAGCCGAUGUAAAAUUGUCCUUAUUUCCAUGUCAGUAUUAGGUCAGCGUUGAUUUUAAUUUAUUUUUUCAGGUUCUGUCUCAUUUCUGCAUCCGAUGUUUCGAACAUUUCAGCAUUGAAACAUUUCACCGUUUUCCAGCUUAGUGUAUGCAAACCUUCCCCAGACGUUAACGACAGUGCUUCUCGUUUCAGUGUAGAUAUGACUUCAUUCCAUGUACUGGUAUCACAAAGUGUUUUUUGCAUACGAGGAAGUGAUGCACAGUAGCAGUCACUUUAAAAUGAGUGUUUGUUUUUUUCUUUUUUCAGUUUGGUGCUGAUAUAAAUCUCAAACUAUCCAUUUGAUUGGCUGAAGUAUUUCAGUGAGGGAUCCAUAGGAUUUGAGUAUUUAUCGCUUUGUCAGGGGACUUGCUUUGUUGCAGUUUGAAGGGAAACAAAAGACAAAUAAGCUCAUAGGGAAGCAUUCCCUUGUGAUUGACAUGCGGCACAUUUGUCCACGGCAACCUCUGAUGACGUUGCUCGUUUAUUUUUUAACCAUUGUUAUUAAGUCCGACUUGUGUAAAGCCUUUUACAUAAUUGCUUUGGUCGUUUAGCCGUUUAUUUGAGCCGCUGGUUCUAUGAACCUGUUACGAACAAACUGGCUAGUUUUAUCAUUUUAUGUUUGUUUAAAGCAGCUUCACUGUCCUGGAAAUGGGUCAAGAAAAAAAUAAAAAAAUAAAACAAAGCUCAGAAACCAUCGAGACAGGGCAGCGUGUGCCAAAAACAUCUGGACAACUGUGGGCAUGUUGAACACAGAACAUCCAUUCCCCCCAGUUCCAUGAACUCCUAAGGUACUGCUUCUUGACAAUACUAAAACAUUUCAACUGAUGUACUGUAUAUUCCACAAAAUGCUCGUUAUUUAUUUGUAAGUAUUUAUUUAUUUAUUUAUUUGGUUUGUGGUUUUGAAUGCAUAUUUAUGCAUACAUAUACUAUAUGCUUCUGAGCCUUAUGUGAAGGCUGUAUUGUUACUCCAACUUAGCUAAAAUAUACUUCUCUGUCCUGA
Messenger RNA from Epinephelus moara (kelp grouper), 3241 nucleotides. It is a transcript of the gene tlcd3bb, whose product is annotated as TLC domain containing 3Bb. The transcript is spliced from 7 exons. Bases 541 to 1449 code for a protein of 302 amino acids. Gene Ontology annotation, biological process: lipid homeostasis; ceramide biosynthetic process. Gene Ontology annotation, molecular function: sphingosine N-acyltransferase activity. NCBI's taxonomy places the organism in Eukaryota, Metazoa, Chordata, Actinopteri, Perciformes, Serranidae. Gene Ontology annotation, cellular component: membrane; endoplasmic reticulum. The record is from RefSeq and is a predicted model, not a curated record.